Seminavis robusta is the source of this 345-nucleotide messenger RNA. NCBI's taxonomy places the organism in Eukaryota, Bacillariophyta, Bacillariophyceae, Naviculales, Naviculaceae. The record is from the annotation of a GenBank genome assembly.
AUGGUUUGCUUGAAAUUGUUUUGUUGCUCAGAGAAUUGUUUUUGUCUCCUCUGUGCCAUUCUGCGCAAAUCUCGCGAAAACACCAUGAAAAACCACUGGUACGAAGAUUUGCGCAGAUUGGCAGAGAAUCGACAGGCAAGCGGAGGUGCGGCACUCUAUCAGACCUCCAUCAGCACCUCUAUCGACAUGCAUUGGCAUUUACACGUACGUCGAUCGAUUUGGAGUGUUUGGAAUGGAUUGCGAGCCAUUGUUUUGCUGCUACGAGAUUUGCGAAGGGUACGUACACAUGCACUGACGUCAGUCACGGUCACUCGUGACUCAGGGGGGAACAUCGAAAUUCCAUAA